Messenger RNA from Leptopilina boulardi, 759 nucleotides. RefSeq names its product galactose mutarotase-like. Gene Ontology annotation, biological process: glucose metabolic process; beta-D-galactose catabolic process via UDP-galactose, Leloir pathway. The coding region runs from base 173 to 697 and encodes 174 amino acids. The record is from RefSeq and is a predicted model, not a curated record. Gene Ontology annotation, molecular function: carbohydrate binding; aldose 1-epimerase activity. NCBI's taxonomy places the organism in Eukaryota, Metazoa, Arthropoda, Insecta, Hymenoptera, Figitidae. The transcript is spliced from 3 exons.
AUGAAAAUGAACUUCACAUAAAUAUUCAAGCAACAAGUACAAUACCAACUUAUGCAAAUAUUACAAAUUAUUGUUUUUUUAAUCUUGCUGGCCAUGUACGUCUUUUUUAGCUACUGGAUUAAAAGAGAUAAACAAGCAUAUUGUUACAAUUAAUGCUGAUAAAUGGACAUUUAUGAAUAUUGAAAAUAAUUUACAAUUAGAAAAAAGUUUACCUGUUGAUUUAACUGUUUAUGAUUUACGACGUCCUAUUGAAUUAAACAAAAAAAGAUUAUACACCAUUCCUGGAGGUGGAUAUAAUAAUAAUUUUUGUAUCUCACGUCCUAGUAUUAGAAGUUAUAGAUUUCACGCUAGAAUUUUACAUCCAAAUUCGGGAAGAUUUCUAGAAGUUUAUUCUAAUCAACCUGUUUUACAUUUUGACACUGGAAAUCAUUUUUCAAAUGAGAGAAAAUUAAAUUCACCAAUUUUGGAAAAUAUUUCGGAAAGCAAAAAUCAGAAAGGAAAAUUAGAAAAGAAACUAAAUUAUGAAAUAAGAUGCAAAAACGGUGCAUUAUACAAAAGGCACUGUGGUUUUGCUUUAACUCCUCAAAAUUAUCCAGAUGCUGUUAAUAAAAAUUCAUUUUCACAUUAUAUUCUUCGACCGGGAAAAGUUUAUAAUCAUAAUAUGACUUAUAAAUUUGGCGUACUUCAAAAAUGCUAAUUUUUAUCAAGUUAUAAAAAGUAAACAUCAAUUAAAUUAAAGGCAGUAAAUAAAGAAGCAAU